Oryza sativa Japonica Group (Japanese rice) is the source of this 1841-nucleotide messenger RNA. Its product is annotated as ankyrin repeat-containing protein ITN1. The record is from RefSeq and is a predicted model, not a curated record. Gene Ontology annotation, molecular function: protein binding. NCBI's taxonomy places the organism in Eukaryota, Viridiplantae, Streptophyta, Magnoliopsida, Poales, Poaceae. Gene Ontology annotation, cellular component: plasma membrane.
CCAUCCUCGCCCCCAAACACCUCACUACGUACCAACCAGGCCAGGGGAUCGAGCACCUGGUGUGCACAGUGCACCCGCGCCGCGUUGGCGUUUCUCUGCUCCGAUCCAACCAGGAGCUGGUCUAGCAUUUCUUGCUCCAGACCGCGACCCCAAGCCAUUCCACCGCAUUCUCUAAGCUGGGAAAGGAGAAGGACACCGGCGGGUGCCCCAUCGUCGAGCACCUGGUGUGCACUCGAGCCCUUGCUCGGCUACGCAUCUGCUCUGCUUCACCACUGCCUCGAAACCAGCCGGUCAAUCUCCUCCGACAACCCAAAGCACGCACUGCAGGCUCUGCCUAUGGUUUUGGAAUGGCUCAAGAAUAAGAAACUGAAGACGGCCAACGUCGACAUGCAGCAGCUCACUAGCCAGAGAGACAAUGACAACGGGAGCACCCCUCUUCACUUGGCGGCAUCAAUGGCUGGGCUGCCGUCCCUAGGGUCGAUGUCGGCAGGGCCAUUUGCGACCAUGCUGUACUCAACGCCUGGGCUGUGGUUCCUAUGGUCGAAGUCGGCGGGGCCAUCGUCGGCGACCAGGCUGCUGCUGGAUGCCAACGUGUCCACGGCGUACCAGCCGGACAACCAAGGGCAGUACCCCAUACACGCUGCUGCGUCGGCGGACAGCCUGGAGGCUGUGAAGGCCCUGCUCGAGAAAUGCCCGGACUGUGCUACCCUCCGAGAUGCGAGAGGAAGAACUUUUCUCCAUGCUGCCGUUGAGAAGAAGAGUUUUGAUGUGAUUCGCCAUGUCUGCACUUCGCGAGGGUUGUCAUCGAUCCUGAAUCUGCAGGACGACAACGGGGUACGAUUGGAUAUGCGGAAUAAGGAGGGCAUGAUGCCCGCCGAUGUUUCAUGGAGCAUGAUGCCUUUAAAGACUUAUUAUGCAUGGAAUUCAAGCAUACGCAUACGAAAAUUACUCUUGAAACUGGGAGCUCCACUUGGUGAAAGUAGAGGUGACCUCUUCGAUGAAAAGCACAAUAGAAUCAUCGGAGAAAAAUCUAAAUGGGACAUGGAAAAGAUGUCGGAGAAUGUAACAGCUGCAGCACAAGUCUUGGCCCUUUUCUCCGUCCUUAUUACAACAGUGACAUUUGCGUCGGCUUUCACGCUGCCCGGUGGCUACCGAUCAGCCGGCGACGAUGGUGGUGCUGCUGGGACGCCGGUGCUUGCUAGGCGUGGGAGCUACGCUUUCGAUGCGUUUCUCCUCGCCGAUGUCUGGCAUUCAUCUGUUCUUUCGUCGCUACGGCCAAACUGCUCUAUGCCGGGGUGCCUGCUUUUGGCCUCGAAACCCGCUUCAACAGUAUCAAUGGUGCAUACAGCCUGAUGAUGAACUCUUGGAAGAUGCUAAUUGGUGGCUGCUCUUGCCCUGGGCCUCUACGUGGUGCUGCUUCCACCAGUUGUCCGCACGAUUGCAAUUGAGAUCGGUGUUGCGAUGAUUAUGCUUGCAAUAUGGUUCACCAAGAAUUCGGAAGGGUCGGUUGAUCCUUUCUCAUUAUACGUUCCUCUUCUGAGAAGCAGUUCCAAAGUGUCACAACAGGAUAUGUCACGCUCCAUUAUUUUUUGGUUGGAACGUUAUUGGUCCUUGCUGCUAUAUUCGCCCUCCCUGCAAUUCACACAUGGACAAGGGCAAAGUAAAUAGAGAUCCAUAUCGAUCGAGUUUCACAUUAUUAAUUCUUUUAUUUCGAUACGAAUCAUGAUAUGCCCUACAAACAAUCACAGGAAUAAUAGUUGUAUCACAUACUUACUAUGUUUAUGAAUAUGUAAUAAAGUAUCCCUUCGUAUAGAUAUAUAACUUAUUAUUAAUCAAUAAAU